GUUAAAUUGCUGUGUGAUGAUAUUUUGUCCCAAUUCCCCAAGACAAGAUUUCUCCUCUGCCUUCCACCGGCGCUCAUCCGUUCCUCCCUCCGAUCUCCAUUGCCCAUGAGCGGCUGCAGAUAGACGACGCCAUUGACCAAGGCACGGGAUCUGCGCUUGCAUCGUCAGAGGUUCUCUUCCCGGCGACGAUCCUCGAAGAAGAAUAAGAGAAAUCCAAGAAUUUUACGGCAUUGCUCGGCUUCCUGAUCUCAUGGCUUCUCUUUGUUUGUGCAUUGCUUCCGUUUGGUGGUUUCCUUAUGUCUGCUGAUUUCUCUUGGAGAUCCUACAAUUCCAGUUAUUUUCACUGAACACAUAUAAGGCAAUGCUGCUUCAGGAGCUUCUAUGUCAUGUCCACACAAGACCAUACUUGUUGCCACAUUUGAGCUUGGAAGAUUAUCUGGCAUUUUAGUGCAAUUCUGAAUAGUCUUCCUCAAAGCAUCUUCUGUACGAAUUUUAUUAGACAACUCAACUGAGCCUCCUCCUUGAAGAUCUUCCAUAGCUGAACCCAAUACCAACUUGUGUGGAUCUGAGCCAGACUGCCCUGAUACCUUGUUAGCAUCCUUAGUACUGCUAACACUUUUAAUAGGUGUCAAUCUGACUGGAUUGCUGUUUGGAGGAGGGGAGGCCUUGUCAAUUCUUUUCCAUCCAACAGCACUUUGAUGUGUAACCUUGGCUAGUGCAGCAGGUCUUGCAAAAUGGGAGAAGUUCAUCAGACCAGAUAUGGUUGGUUGCUGCAGUUGCUUGGAACUUUUCAAUCCCUGAUUUUGCAACCUUCUGUCCAUCACAUCCCUACAAUGCAGUUUUUGAGCUACGUCGAUAGCACUACCACAGCUAUCAACUACAGUCGACUUUGAAUUAAGAGCUGAAGCAUGAUUUUGCUGUGGAUGGGUGGCCUUCAUUCUGCCCGACGCCCAAUUCCAUCUAGGUGCUUUAGUAGCAUGGCUCCUGUCCGUGUUGUUUGAUCUCCUAACUUCUUGACUGAACUUGUCAGAUUGACCUGUUGCAGCAAUACUACACUUGGGUGCGGAAAGAGGAUCCAUAUCAAAUGCUAAGAACUCAUUCAAGAACUCAGCACAAUAAUCAUUCUGGGGCUGGAGAGUCUCACUUGUCAAGACUUCCUCGACUGGAAAACUAAUCCAUGGGACAGUAUCAUCUUCUUGAGUAUUCACUCCCCUGUUCGCAGAAUGCUUUGUUGUGCAAUAAUCAUGUCCAUCAGAUCGCGACUGAGAGAAUUUUGGAUCUUUUUCCCUGGUCUGUUUUGCUUGAACUGUGCCAUAACAGAAGGCAGUGCUAGGAAAGGAGCUCUUUGGAGCCCUACUAGUCUGGCUCUGUAUCACAAUUUGACCAUUCUCCCAUAAUAGAUCAGCAAACUCAUUAUCAGAUCUUUAGCACAAAUCCAUGAAAAGAGAAGGUAAGAUACCAUAGUGAUCUAUUGGGGACACAGCAACAAACAAUAAACAAAUUAAUCUGACAUGCAGCUGGACUAAGAUGUACUUACAUAGCGAACGGGUCAGAUGAAUCAUUUGUCAUCCUUGGUUGUAUGAUUUCUUGCUUAUGCCUCAACAUCCACGAAUGAAGUUCAUGGUUGCAACAGAGGUCGCUUUUGAAGUCUCAUGAAAUUCACUGCUCCAGCACAACUACCAAUAUCACAAAGGUUCAAGUUAGAAAAUUUACAGUUCAGGCUGACAUGCAUCUAAUGAGGUGCUUAUGUUCUUCAGACGGGAUCUGCAGCAGCACAUAAAUUGUCCAGCUAAAUUCCAUCUUUAGUAGAACAGAAAGAAACAACGGGGGAGAACACAAAUCUUGCCUCAGCUACGGCUUAAGUUUUCAUAGGAAUGGCAAGAAGAAUGAGUAGACUUGAAGGCAUAAAAUCAAAUGUAAAUUCUUGAUUCAGCUCCUGAGAAAUCAAUGAAUUGAAAGAGUCAGAAAACAACUCUAGUCAUGCAAACAUUAGCAGAAGAGAGCAAGAAGAAACCUAAAUAUCAAGCUCGAUUCCUGGACAAAUUCCAUCAAAUGGUCAUUUAUUCUCUUGCUGGGUUUACAAGUGCUCGGCAGCUAGAUCUCUAUUAGAAGACCAUAACUGGCAGAGCACAAAGGCCCAAAACCAGCAUGCAGGAAUGGGUGUCACGUGAACCUCACGAGGUGUCACGUUCUGAAGCUGCUACGUCAGCGAUGGUUUUUUGGGAUGCGGGGCAGAUAACCAACAGUUUCUGCUGAGAUGGGAUGGAUUCGUUGUUGCUGGGGCCCAGACAAAAGGUACCUGUAGUGGCAUGAGUCACUCACUGCAGUAGUUUUAUUUAUUUAUAUGCCGAUUAAUUAUGAGAGCCAUCGGUUCAAUUUUAUAAAAAACAAAAAAUCAGAUAAAUUGAAAAGUGUUUAUAGAAAAGAAAAUUAAUUUUAUGAACCGUUUAUUGAAAAGAAAAUUAUCGUUAAUUCAUCUAUUGGCUAUCAAAUAAAUUUAAAAAAUGAUAAGAGGUCCAUUCACAGUCGGGUUUUUUUAAAUUAAUAUCGAGUAAAUGACCUUGUUUAAAAUUGAUUCCAGAUGUUCUCGUUUUUGCCACUUAGGUUAUGCAACUUAUAGCUUGUAUAACUUUUGGCGUUCAUACAACUUGAAGGUAAAUUUUACUUUUUAUUUUCUCUAAUUGUCAUGAAAAGAAAAGGUACGGUGGAUGAAGAUAUAGUUUUUUUUGUUCAUGAAGAUAUAGAUAAUGCAUUGUAAAAUUUGUGUGAUGCAUGAUAAUUGCUCUUCACUUUUCUUUCUCACGUGUAAUGCUUAUAUUUAGGUAGAGUUUGGUGGAGAGGAUUUUGCAUUGUAGAUGCAUCGAAUUUUAAAUUUUAAAGGAUGAUUUGGGGGUUGACAAUUUAUGUUGUGUUAUGCUAAUUUAAGGAAGGAAAAUAAGUGGGUUUAGUCAUUUAUCGCAAUAUGGUUGUUAUUUUGUGCCAUCUAUUUAAUUUAUAUACUCAAAUUGUAUUAAUUUAGAUCUUGUCUUUAUUGUAGUAAAAAAUAAAAUUGUCACUUUAGUAGUCCGGUAGUCUCACACACUUAAGGGGAUAAAUUAUGGGGUAUUUAUCUUAGUCCGACAGUCCUUUGGGAGACAAACGUCUAGUGAAAUUGUUACCCAGUUGAGAGAGAAAAGAGAAAAAAUAAUGAUAAUGAAAAUUUUAAAUUAGUUAAUUUAGUGUACAAUAAAAAAUAAAUAUUUAAAUUUAAUAAAAUAGAUGAUUUAUUGUAAAUGUUAAAAUAUUAUAGAAAAAUUGAGAUGGAUCCUCUUAUAGUUGUUGUGCGAUUGGAUUAUGUUUAAUAUUUAAAAUCUAUUUAUUAGUUUAUUCUCUAAUCCAAUAUGUGAUAUUGGUCGCAAUCGCUAAUAAUUUUAAUAUCUUAACAAUAGCAAUCAGGGCUGUGCAAAAAAAUCGGUAAACCAAAAAUCAAAUCGGAACCGGUAACUUACCGGUUUCAAUUUACCGGUUAACCGGUUAAUCAAUUUUAAUCGGUUCCAGUUAAUCGAUUUUUACCGGUUGAUUUCCGGUUUUGGACUUUUUUUACCGGUUUAACCGGUAAACCGGUAAAAUUAGGAACCGAUCGAUUUUUUUUGGAGAAUUUUUAGUUGGGCCUUUAGUUAAUUAGUUUCUAAAAAAAAAAAACUCAAUAACCCACUUCACUAAGUACACUUAUCCAAGUCCAAUAAUUUUUACCGGUUCUCGGUUGGAAUCGAUUAACCAACCGAAGUCGGUUCAAUCGGAAUUGAUAGAACCAGUAAGAUAUCGGUCAGUUAACCGGUUUUAAAUAAACUAGAGUAAAUCAGAAAUAAUCAAAACCGAUAAAUCGGUUAACCAACCGGUUAAACAUGCCUAAUAGCAACGCAUAUGCUAGAGAAUUAUUAGAACAAAAAAAUCAAAAUUUGUGAAAGAAAAUAUUAUCCAUUACAUAAGUACCGCUAAAUGUUUUCCUAAUGGGCUGACGCAUACGGCCCAUUUCGAGUUGAGAUAACGUUACACAGCAGGCGAGAUCCUUUUUCGAAUUUGAAAUCCCUAACUGAAUCGAACGUUGCUACUCUUCAACCUCGAGAUAAAACCAAUCUGCGAAAAAAAUCUCAUCUGAGAUCGGAAGAACUGACCGGAUCAAAAGGCGCAGGUGAAGCAGCAGCAUGAGGCGCCAUGGAUGGCAGCUUCCUCUCCAUCUCUUUCAGUUCGUGGGGAUGACGGUGUUUGCUUUCCUUGUGAUCUCCUUCUAUGUUUUCCUCGGGCCUUUCCUCGGGAACAGAAUCCUCAAGAACACGAUCUUGACGCUCUUCUCCUUCACGGCAUUUUCAGUAGCAGUCCUGUACAUGAGGUGCACCGCCACUGAUCCAUCCGACAAGACUAGUGUUAAGAAAAGGAAGCGGGCCAAAUCCGGCGGCUUGCCGAAGCUGAACUACAAGUUCAUCUUGUGGCAGGUGGUGGUGAGGUUCUUUAAGAGGGUGGAGAGCAAGAUCCUCAGGUGCUGCAUCAGGAGGAAGUAUAUGGAUCCGUGGCAUGGCAGCAUUCAGAUGGAGCCUCUACUGUCUUUUCCCCUUGUUUUCCUCGAUGACGCCACAUCAGCCGAUCGGAAAGAUGACGACAUCACCUUCUGCACUCUCUGUGAUUUUGAGGUAAAGAAACACAGCAAGCAUUGCCGGAGUUGCGAUAGGUGUGUCGACGGAUUCGAUCAUCAUUGUAGGUGGUUAAACAACUGCAUUGGGAGGAAGAAUUACACCACCUUCAUCCUUCUUAUGGUUCUCACAUUGUUGAUGCUUAUCGUUGAAGGCGGAUCGGCAAUUAUAAUCUUCAUUCGCUGCUUCACAAGUGGCAAAACAUUAGCUCAUGAAGCAAAAGAGAUACUCCAUGCUGAGAUUCCCAAAGGAGUUUUUGUAGCAAUAUCAAUAUUUUUGGCAUUGCUGACAACAUAUAGCACUGCAGCACUGGGCCAGCUCUUUUUGUUCCAUGUAGUUCUCAUCAGAAAGGGAAUGAGAACUUAUGACUAUAUUCUGGCAAUGAGAGAAGAGAGUCAAUCCGUCGACCCGUUUGAUGAGUUGUAUUCAUCUUCGGAUGAUAGUGAGGAUGACCUCGACUCACCCGAAAGACCCACUCUGUUCUCCAGGAUAUGUAGAAAACUUGAAAACAGUCAAAGUUCUCAAAGAUUAUCAAUAAGGAUUGAAAAAGACUCAAGUUCCUCGACUCCGAACAGCAAGGUAGAAUUCCAAAUCGACCCUUGGAAACUCAUCAGGAUGAGCAAAGAGAAGACAAUGAUAGCGGCAGAGAGAGCAAGGGAGAAAAUGAGGCAGAAAUUGACACCCAAAGUAACCGGACUAUCGAUAUCACCACUGAAGCCACUACCAUCAGAGAUGAGACAUGGACCCUUAACAAACCAGGAAGUGAAGAGAGUCGUCGUUAAAGAUCACAUGGCAGUUAACUCGAGGGCUUGGUUUCCAAAUUCACCAAAUGGUCAUUUGUCUAGUCCCAGAAGAAGGUUCUCAGGGUCUCCAUCUCCGAGACCGCAAAUGUACAGAAACAGCUUCGACCCAAAGUUGACAGAGAUUUCAAGGGAACUUGAGACUUAUAUCUCCAAGCAAGUGCUAUCCUCGGUUCUAAAACAAGAAACGUCUUCGCCAUCAUAGUUUAAUAGAGAUCAUACUUUAGCAUGCUUCCAUUUUGCUCGCUGCUGCACUCUCUUGAAUCUGUUUUUCUCAUCCUUUGAGAAACGCUUGACUAUUAAGAAAUUUCAAUAGAUUUGUUUUACCUGUGAAGAGUGUUAUAGAUCGUAGCUAAGUGGCCUCCAGAAACCCAUCUUAGAUUUGUAAUCCAAUUACUCAGAUAUUGCAACAUAUGAAUUGUGUAAUUCUUUCUAUCACUGAUGAUAUAUUAGGCUCUAUUUUUUUGUUUUCUACA
This is a messenger RNA of Zingiber officinale, 5943 nucleotides long. Its product is annotated as protein S-acyltransferase 18-like. The coding region runs from base 4185 to 5672 and encodes 495 amino acids. The record is from RefSeq and is a predicted model, not a curated record. The transcript has 12 exons. NCBI's taxonomy places the organism in Eukaryota, Viridiplantae, Streptophyta, Magnoliopsida, Zingiberales, Zingiberaceae. Gene Ontology annotation, cellular component: endoplasmic reticulum; Golgi apparatus. Gene Ontology annotation, molecular function: protein-cysteine S-palmitoyltransferase activity. Gene Ontology annotation, biological process: peptidyl-L-cysteine S-palmitoylation; protein targeting to membrane.